Molecule: messenger RNA, 636 nt
Organism: Pichia membranifaciens NRRL Y-2026
Lineage: Eukaryota; Fungi; Ascomycota; Pichiomycetes; Pichiales; Pichiaceae
Exons: 1
Coding region: 97-456 (119 amino acids)
Source: RefSeq, a predicted model, not a curated record
AGUGUGAGAUCCGAGUUUGCGGGAGGGAAGCGAUGUGGGUGUGUUGCUGUCUCGGUACGUGGAUGCGGGGAACUGGAUGCUCGUGCUGUAGUCUGUAUGUUUGUGCGUGGGGGUGUGUGUGGAGGGCGCAACUUUCAGACCGCUGAAUCGUGUGCAGCCUUGCGGACACUAAAGUACUGUGUACGUGAACAGAUCGGUUCGUUUCAGUGCACACCAGUGUUCGCCCACUACACACGGUCGGGGAAAAGAGGGAGAAGAAAAUGCCUGCGACACCAGGGAGCAGCAGCCGCAAAAAAUUUCCGCCGAUCGACGCAAAAAGCCCUAAUUCGAGUCGAUCGGCGUAAAUUCGGCCGUGACAGACGGGUCGGCGAUGGGCCUGUUACAGAGGCCCGGCCUGGACGGCCAGGGUGUCGGGAAAGGAGGUUUAGAUGGUGGCGGCGUGUUCAGUGGAGUUAGACAAGAAAUACACAGAUACAGACAUCGGCAAUACGCAAAGAUACGGCCCAUGCAGAGGCCAUACACCCCUUGUGCCAGCGCCAAUGAGGCACACAGAAACACCUAAAAGUUGAACUUACCAAAAUCAAACGUCACGUGCAGACGGACGUGGCCGAGGCCGCAGCAGGACAGGCCUGUCGU